Molecule: messenger RNA, 11383 nt
Organism: Coregonus sp. 'balchen'
Lineage: Eukaryota; Metazoa; Chordata; Actinopteri; Salmoniformes; Salmonidae
Source: the annotation of a GenBank genome assembly
CCCUAUACUGAGAAGAAUUCCAGAUAUCACCAAAAACACCAUGAGUAAUUCAGAACAGUUCUUAAGCAUAAAUGAUCACGACUUCACAAUGAGGCCUGGCUUUGGAGGUGAGGUUUUUUAACAGUGCUUUAUUGUGUGCCGUACAAAUCUAUCAUUAUCAUCAUCAUCAUCAUCAUCAACAACAUCCUACUGUACAGUUCACCGAUAUUUUCUGACACAUACUUUCAAUUCUUACUUAAUCAUGAUUUAUCGUAAAGGCAUUGUUAAAUUAUGCAUUGAUGUCGAUGACAUAUUUUCUGAAAAGUUAUAGCUGUUUUACUCAAGUGAAGAUAUGGCCCUUUAUCAGUUCUCAUAAACGGAUAUUGGAAGUGGAUGUACACGAUGUCUCGUGCUUCAGUGUGCCUUGAAUUGAUGACAUAACCAACUGGGAUUAUGUCUGCUGUGGGACAUUGUGAUUAAUUACACAGUAGCAGCACCAGUCUGGAGCUCAGGGUUUCCAUAACCCUUCUGUGACUUCCCUAAUCUGAAGACUUCUUGGGACCCAAAUACAGCUACUGCUUACUGAUGGAUCAAUCCCAAAACACCAGUAAAAUGAGAUGAAUUGGGUUGCAAUUUAAGUCCCAAAAUGAUUACGAUUCCAGAAGAAUCUAUACAGACAGUGAAUCGUAACAGAUGUAAACAUACAAAAUGCAGAAUAAUAAUUCCGCUGUGGCAUUUAAAGCCAAUGAAUAGUUGAUGUGUGAAUAUUUGGGGUUUUCUUCAAUCUGUUAGUCCAGUAGAUUUCAUUGCACAUGAAUUAAGCUGUCAUCAUCAUAUCUGGGUGGUUAAAGAAAAGUGUAGCCUAUUAAUUACAGUUCAAGUCGGAAGUUUACACACACCUUAGCCAAAUACAUUUAAACUCUUACAUUAAACCUUUAAUCCUAGUAAACAUUCCCUGUCUUAGGUCAGUUAGGAUCACCACUUUAUUUUAAGAAUGUGAAAUGCCAGAAUAAUAGUAGAGAGAAUGAUUUAUUUCAGCUUUUAUUUCUUUCAUCACAUUCCCAGUGGGUCAGAAGUUUACAUACACUCAAUUAGUAUUUGGUAGCAUUGUCUUUAAAUUGUUUAACUUGGGUCAAACAUUUCGGUUAGCCUUCCACAAUAAGUUGGGUGAAUUUUGGCCCAUUCCUCCUGACAGAGCUGGUGUAACUGAGUCAGGUUUGUAGGCCUCCUUGCUCGCACACGCUUUUUCAGUUCUGCCCACAAAGUUUCUAUAGGAUUGAGGUCAGGGCUUUGUGAUGGCCACUCCAAUACCUUGACUUUGUUGUCCUUAAGCCAUUUUGCCACAACUUUGGAAGUAUGCUUGGGGUCAUUGUCCAUUUGGAAGACCCAUUUGAGACCAAGCUUCAACUUCCUGACUGAUGUCUUGAGAUGUUGCUUCAACAUAUCCACAUAAUUUUCCUUCCUCAUGAUGCCAUCUAUUUUGUGAAGUGCACCAGUCCCUCCUGCAGCAAAGCACCCCCACAGCAUGAUGCUGCCACCCCUGUGCUUCACUGUUGGGAUGGUGUUCUUCGGCUUGCAAGCAACCCCCUUUUUCCUCCAAACAUAACGAUGGUCAUUAUGGCCAAACAGUUCUAUUUUUGUUUCAUCAGACCAAAAAGUACGAUAUUUGUCCCCAUUUGCAGUUGCAAACCGUAGUCUGUCUUUUUUGUGGUCCUCUGUAGCUCAAUUGGUAGAGCAUGGCGCUUUUGUAAUGCAAGGGUAAUGGGUUCGAUCCCCGGGACCACCCAUACGUAAAAAUUUAUGCACGCAUGACUGUAAGUCGCUUUGGAUAAAAGCGUCUGCUAAAUGGCAUAUUAUUUAUUCAUUAUUUUAUGGCGGUUUUGGAGCAGUGGCUUCUUCCUUGCUGAGCGGCCUUUCAGGUUAUGUCGAUAUAGGACUUGUUUUACUGUGGAUAUAGAUACUUUUGUAUCUGUUUCCUCCAGCAUCUUCACAGGGUCCUUUGCUGUUGUUCUGGGAUUGAUAUGCACUUUUCGCACCAAAGUACGUUCAUCUCUAGGAGACAGAACAGUCUCCUUCCUGAGCGGUAUGACGGCUGCGUGGUCCCAUGGUGUUUAUACUUGCGUACUAUUGUUUGUACAGAUGAACGUGGUACCUUCAGGCGUUUGGAAAUUGCUCCCAAGGAUGAACCAGACUUGUGGAGGUCUACCAUUUUUUUCUGAGGUCUUGGCUGAUUUCUUUUGAUUUUCCCAUGAUGUCAAGGAAAGAGGCAAUGAGUUUGAAGGUAGGCCUCGAAAUACAUCCACAGGUACACCUCCAAUUGACUCAAAUUAUGUCAAUUAGCCUAUCAGAAGCUUCUAAAGCCAUGACAUAAUUUUAUGGAAUUUUCCAAGCUGUUUAAAGGCACAGUCAACUUAGUGUAUUUAAACUUCUGACCCACUGGAAUUGUGAUACAGUGAAUUAUAAGUGAAAUAAUCUGUCUGUAAACAAUUGUUGGAAAAAUUACUUGUGUCAUACACAAAGUAGAUUUGCCAAAACUAUAGUUUGUUAACAAGACAUUUGUGGAGUGGUUGAAAAACAAGUUUUAAUGAUUCCAACCUAAGUUCAUGUAAACUUCCGACUUCAACUGUAUAUACUGUUUGUAGAGAUAUGAAUAAUACGUUGUAUUGCUAGCUCAUCGGAUACACAAACAAAAUUAGUGGUCCCUUUUGGAUACGCUUAAGGGAAAUGAAGACAGUUGCUUCUUUCAGCUGUCUGCAAUAUGACAUUUCAACCCAGGGCAGCAGAUUAUAAAAUGCACACACUAAAUAUUCUGAAGAGCAUUCCGCUAUUUUUUUAUUUUAGUUUUGGAACACUGUAGCCUAAUUGUGUUUUUUGCAGGGCUCUGGAUGAAAGGGACUAGAGGAGAAAAAGCUAAUUGUUUUUAAUAGAAUUGUCUAGAGAAAAAUUACCCUUAAAUACAGCUUCAUAGUCCAGACAGUUUAGUAUUACAGCAAUUUGGAGGUAUAAUAUUAGAUAGCCAUUGACCUUUUGUUUUUGUCUGUAUUUAAUUAAGUACUGUCAAGAUUACCCCUACUCCAAUAAUUAACUAUAUAAGUUAUUUAAGGAAACAAGCUACAUAAGAGUUAUCAUAUCUGAUUGGUUUUGUUUUUGUGCUGUCAAACAAUAUAUAUUUCUUAUCAAGUUUGUCGCAGGAUUUGCUGUGAUUAAUCGCGAUUUCUGUGAUUAAUUGUGAUUUCAGAAUUUGCUCAAAUUGAACUGUAAUUUAGGAUUUUUUAUAAACGAAAAACAUAAUAAGAAUAUUGACGUCUUGAUUUUUUCCAAAGUAACGGUAAACAAAAUCCGGUUUCUUUAACCUCAAUCUCAACUUGUUUUGACAUCGCGUUGUUGUUUUUAGCUGUAUAGAUUUAUGCAUUUUGGAUGGUUUCAGUUUAUUUGGAACACUGUUUUUUAAAUGAGUGCACUAAUAUUUAAAAAAUUGACCUUGAGUUAACUGAUUAACUGUGACCUCCCUAUGGAAUUUGUUUACUUAUGUAUUAUAUGUUUUCCUUUGAAUUAAGUUAAGAUUUGAGUUGUGUAUCUUUGCAGGACCUGCUGUUCCAGUUGGAGUUGAUGUUCAGGUAGAAAGUCUGGACACGAUCUCAGAAGUUGACAUGGUAAGUGUUUCAAUACUUUCUGUGAGCUGUGAUCUAAACCAAAAUAAAGCAUCCCAUGAUUAUAUGAUUUGGAAAGAAGAUGGCAAGACAUUAAUAUGUGAUGGCUCUGUUGAAAUACUAGCAUUGCCAUGCUUUGUGUUUCAGGACUUCACCAUGACCAUGUAUAUUAGGCACUACUGGAAAGACGAGCGCCUCUCUUUCCACAGCACAACCAAUAAGAGCAUGACCUAUGACGGGCGCCUGGUCAAGAAGAUCUGGGUGCCAGACAUGUUCUUUGUCCACUCCAAGAAGUCUUUCACACACGACACCACCAAAGAUAAUGUCAUGCUGAGAGUCUACCCUGAUGGCAAGGUGCUCUACAGCCAAAGGUAAUUCACCUGGUCAGAGUCGAACAUUAGUUUUGUUCUUUGCUCCAUGGUUGACCACUGGCGCUCAGUUUAAAGCAUACUGGUGUAAUGGAAGAGGUUUAGUGAAACACACUUCCGUGAUGAUGAGUAACCUUGCCUGAGACUGGAAGACUCACUUGCCUUAAUAAUAAUGGAUUGGAUUUAUAUAGCACCUUUCUACCUACAGAGGUACUCAAAGCGCUUUAGAUAGUAAGAGAGAAAUUCACCUCAUCCAGGGGCGGCUCUAGCCUUUUGGGGGCCCUAAGCAAGAUUUGGUUGGGGGACCCCCCACCUACAUUUUACCCCCCUUGGCAUUUUUCCUAUUUUGUUGCCUUACAACCUGGAAUUAAAAUUGAUUUUUGGGGGGUUUGAAUCAUUUGAUUUACACAACAUGCCUACCACUUUGAAGAUGCAAAAUACUUUUUCUUGUGAAACAAACAAGAAAUAAGACAAAAAAACAGAAAGCUUGAGCGUGCCUAACUAUUCACCCACCCCAAAGUCAAUACUUUGUAAAGCCACCUUUUGCAGCAAUUACAGCUGCAAGUCUCUUGGGGUAUGUAUCUAUAAGCUUGGCACAUCUAGCCACUGGGAUCUUUGCCCAUUCCUCAAGGCAAAACUGCUCCAGCUCCUUCAAGUUGGAUGGGUUCCGCUGGUGUACAUUCAAUCUUUAAGUCAUACCACAGAUUCUCAAUUGGAUUUGUUUUUAUAACCCAACCCAGAUAUGUACUUCUCCACAACUUUGUCCCUGACCUGUUUGGAGAGCUCCUUGGUCUUCAUGGUGCCGCUUGCUUGGUGGUGCCCCUUGCUUAGUGGUGUUGCAGAUCCUGGGGCCUUUCAGAACAGGUGUAUAUAUACUAAGAUCAUGUGACAGAUCAUGUGACACAGAACGCACACAGGUGGACUUUAUUUAACUAAUUAUGUGACUUCUGAAGGUAAUUGGUUGCAACAGAUCUUAUUUAGGGGCUUCAUAGCAAAGGGGGUGAAUACAUAUGCACGCACCACUUUUCUGUUAUUUAUUUUUUAGAAUUUUUGGAAACAAGUUAAUUUUUUCAUUUCACUUCAUCAAUUUGGACUAUUUUGUGUAUGUUCAUUACAUGAAAUCCAAAUAAAAAUCCAUUUAAAUUACAGGUUGUAAUGCAACAAAAUAGGAAAAAUGGCAAGGGGGAUGAAUACUUUUGCAAGGCAAAAGGAGCAAUUAGGGUUAAGUGUCUCAAUCAAGGGCACAUAGACAGGUUUUUCACCUAGUGGGCCCAGGGAUUCAAACCAGCAACAUUUCAGUUACUGGCCUUAACCGCUAGGCUACCUGCCGCACAUAGGGCUCUGGUCAAAUGUAGUGCACUUAAUAGUUUGCCACCUCGCAGAAAAACAUUUUAGUGGGCCCCCUCUUGACAGUGAAGAUACAUACUUUAGAUUUAAAGUUAAUUUCCUGCAAUUCUAUACAUUUUGCCAUUGGGCAUAGAGAGAAUUCUACAGUUUUAUUGCUAAUUUCCUGCAAUUUUCCUGCAAUUUCCUGUAAUGACUAAUGCCAUGUUAAUAUGAUCUGAGUGAGAAUGACUAACCAAAUCAAUGGGGGCUCCCUGGAGGUAUGCCUGCGUGCCCGAUUGGUAUUCAGUCAUGAUUAAGAUAGCUGGCUAGACUAAAUACUGAUCUAACAAUUGUUAGAUGACAUGGCUAAUUGAGUGAAUGUCAGUGACAGACAUAAUAAGAGAAAAACGAAUUAUGCACACAUUUUGAAAUCGCACCUGGUGUAUUCUACUAUUCUUACUCCCAAUAGUAAGUUGAGACCCCACUGAGUUCAUAAAAAAAUAAAAUGUUUUUGGUCAGGGCCCCCUAGUGGCCCGGGGGCCCUAAGUGACCAUUUAUGUCGCUUAUGCCUGGAAUCGGCCCAGACCUCAUCCAACACCAAGGCUUUAGCUCAGCAGAUACCUUUGUGAACUGUAGUGAGUACAGUAGCUAGUUACAUAAAAUAAUUCCAGAAAAAGCCUACAAAUGAUGGGUGAAAUCUACUUUGCUAGGUCUGAUGACUAUUUGGAAUGGAAUCAACAGUGUGUGGUGUUGUAAGCGCUAGUCUUUGCCAACUGGCAGUUUACCCUCAAAGUGAUUUCAUUAAGCAAAUCACAUAGCUGCCGGCUGAGGCAGGCUAAAUUCAAACCUUCCAUUCUUUUUUUUUACCCAUGAGCAAUUUGCAAAUGAAAAAGUGCUGUCAUGCUGUUAUUGUUGGAUCAGGGUCCUGGCCAAGUGUGUCUAUAUAUUUAUCUUGACCAAAUAGAGGUGCACCUUGUAUCAUGACAACAUAAUUGAAUGGAUGUGGUGAGAAACUGUUUGUCAGUAAAGUAUAGUCAAGCUGCAGGCAGAAAGUGAGUUUGUAAUUUUGGUGAGUAAUCAGAAUGCUGGAACCAAGUGAGACACUGAAUUUGUAAUCCACAGUUGGUCCAUUUGAGAGUUUUGUCAGCAAGUCAGUAUCAAGAUGUCUAUUUCAGUAGCGCCCUCUGCUGGCAAUCAGAACACACUGCGUACAGUCUUCUUGACACCUGUGGAUACGAAAAGUCAUUACCACUUCCAUCACUGGUGGUGUCAGCGAUCAUGCUCCCAAGACUCUGGUUUUGGGUCUGUGAAGUCUGCCCUGGUAGACACGCAGGCCGUCUGUAAUCCCAAUCUUGCGGUGGAUUAUAGGAUUUCUCUGUCAUUACGGAUGUAUAGGACGUGGAGGGACAGGGUGGUGUGUGUUCUACUUUAGAUACCAUGCAGGCUCAUCAGUAGGGUUAAUCUCUCCGGGGGUUGGACUAGAGAUUUGACAGAUUGGGAGGGGGAUUAACUACCUGUGUACUAUACGUGGACCUCCCUCCCAGAGGAUCCUGUGUAGCGGUGGGUCUCUUCUAUACUGAGCUGGAUUAUCUCUUCUAUUUUCAUGUAUUCAUCCCUGCCCUGGGGGCUCCAAAUCUCCUCAAACAACUGACUCUGUGUAUACUGUAUGUGUCUGAAAUAUGAUAUACAACAACACAUUCACCCAUACCCCCCAGCCGUAACCUAUUUCUCAUUGCAUUAUUGUAUUAUACUACAUGGCUCAGUGUAUUUCUUGACCUAUAGGACAGUCCCUCCAGGAUUCUGCGAUCUUAUCAUUAUAAAAAAAGUUUUUGCAACAAUUCCGCAUAUUAUGUGAGGGCUUGCUAAUUUGACCAAUCACUGCACUAUUUCUGCAUAAAACAGUCAAAUCAUCGCAAUAUAAUCGCAUAAAACUAAACCAUCACUGCAGUACAAAAAGAGGGCUCACAAUUUCAACCAAUCACCACACAUUUACCCCAUAAUAUGGUUCAAUCAAGUCACACGUCAACAAACUUUUUCCCUUGUGUCACGCCCUGGCUCUGGGGACUCUUAAAUGUUGAGCCAGGGUGUGGAGUUUCUAUGUUGUAUUUUCUAUGUUGUGUUUUCUAGAUCGUGUGGAUCUAUGUUGGCCAGGGUGGUUCCCAAUCAGAGGCAGCUGUAACUCGUUGUCUCUGAUUGGGGACCAUACUUAGGCAGCCUGUUUGGCACUAGUCGGUGUGGGAUCUUGUUCCGUAAAGGUUUGUUUUGUGUAACCUAGGACUUCACGUAUCGUUUGUUUGUUGUUUUGUCGUGAGUUAAGUACUAAAUAAAAUGUACGCUUAUCACGCUGCGCCUUGGUUCCACAAAUCUUUAAACGAUCGUGACAGAAGAUCCCACCAAAAGAGGACCAAGCAGCGUGUCCAGGAACAGACAGCCUGGACCUGGGAGGAGAUCCUGGACGGGAAGGGAUCCUGGACUUGGGAGGAGAUUCAGGCCGGAAUGGAUCGCCGUCCUUGGGAGGAGACUGUGGUGGCGCGCUAUAGAGAGGAGCAGCGGCAACGCAGAGGGUACCGGCCGAGGAGGAAGCCCGAGAGACAGCCCCAAGAAAUGUUUUUGGGGGGGCUAAAAGGGUGGUUGGCGGAGCCUAGGGUUAGAGCAGAGCCAACUCCCCGUACUCAGGCUAGGAAGCGUGUGACUGGGCAGGCUCCGUGUUAUGCGGAGCCACGUACUGUGCCGCGAGUGUUCCGGCACAGCCCUGUACGUCCUGUGCUAGCACCACGCACGUGUCGUGCAAAGAUGGGCAUUCAGCCAGGACGGGGUGUGCCGGCUCAAUGCUCGUGGUCUCCAGUACGCCUCCUCGGUCCCGUAUAUCCUGCACCAGUGCCACGUGCUGUAGCGCCAGUACGAGUGCACAGCCCCGUACGUCCUGUGCUGAUGCCUCACACGUAUUGUGUGGAAGUAGGCAUUCAGCCAGGACGGGUUGUGUCAGCUCUCCGCUCCAGACCUCCAGUCCGCCUCCACAGUCCGGCACGGCCCGUUCCGGCUCCCCGCACCAAGCCAGUGGUGCGUGUUCCCAGUCCAGCCCGGCCUGUUCCUGCUCCCCGCACCAAGCCAGUGGUGCGUGUUCCCAGUCCGGUCCGGCCUGUUCUUGUCCCUCGCGCCAAGCCAGUGGUGCGCGUCGCCAGCCCGGUCCGGCCUGUUCCUGCACCUCGCACCAAGCCAGUGGUGCGCAUCGCCAGCCCGGUCCGGCCCGUUCCUGCUCCCCGCACCAAGCCAGUGGUGCGCGUCGUCAGCCCGGUCCGGCCCGUUCCUACUCCCCGCACCAAGCCAGUGGUGCGCGUCGUCAGCCCGGUGCGGCCCGUUCCUGCUCCCCGCACCAAGCUAGUGGUGCGCGUCGUCAGCCCGGUCCGGCCCGUUCCUGCUCCCCGCACCAAGCCAGUGGUGUGCGUCGUCAGCCCGGUCCGGCCCGUUCCUGCUCCCCGCACCAAGCCAGUGGUGCGCGUCGUCAGCCCGGUCCGGCCCGUUCCUGCUCCCCGCACCAAGCCAGUGGUGCGUGUGUCCAGUCCGGCACGGCCCGUGCCUGUUCCACCGGUGCCUGGUCCGGCACCGGUCAGCUGCUCCACUCCGGAGCCAGUGCAAUCCGCUCCACCAGGGUCCAGUCCAACUCCAGUCAGCGGAUCCACUCCGGAGCCAGAGCAAUCCGCUCCACCGGUGCCCAGUCCAGCUCCAGUCCAGAGCCUGUACAGAUCGAUCCACCGUCGUCGGGUCCAGCUCCAGUCAGCGGUGCCAGACCAGACCAGGGGCGCAACGGGGAGGUGGAGAGAAAGUGGUGGUCACGCCCGGAGUCGGAUCCGCCUCCGAGGCGGAAUGCCCACCCGGCCCCUACCCUGUUGUGUUUGUGUGGCGCGGUCGCAGUCCGCGCCUUUGGGGUGGGGUACUGUCACGCCCUGGCUCUGGGGACUCUUAAAUGUUGAGCCAGGGUGUGGAGUUUCUAUGUUGUGUUUUCUAGAUCGUGUGGAUCUAUGUUGGCCAGGGUGGUUCCCAAUCAGAGGCAGCUGUAACUCGUUGUCUCUGAUUGGGGACCAUACUUAGGCAGCCUGUUUGGCACUAGUCGGUGUGGGAUCUUGUUCCGUAAAGGUUUGUUUUGUGUAACCUAGGACUUCACGUAUCGUUGUUUUGUCGUGAGUUAAGUACUAAAUAAAAUGUACGCUUAUCACGCUGCGCCUUGGUUCCACAAAUCUUUAAACGAUCGUGACACCUUGUCAGCGCAUUCAUGACAAAUUGGACAAAAUCAUUGCAUUUUGCCAUGCAAAAUGUCAGAACUGCCGCAACAAAAUCAAGCACAAAUAAACCCUGUGAAAACCUGGAGAACGACUCAUUUUAGCCUGAGUGCCAGUGUGUUUGUGCUACAAUGUCAACUCCUUGUCACUCAUUGUCAUGCCAAACAUUGGCUUGACAAUGACAGCAAUGACGCUGGCAAAAGCACAAACAGAUCUGGGACCAGGCAAUACUGAGAUGUCUGUGUUGUGUUCUCAUGCAGGGUGACAGUGACAUCAAUGUGCAGCAUGGACCUGAGUCGCUUCCCUCUGGACACACAGACCUGCUCCCUGGAGAUUGAGAGCUGUGAGUCUGCUCAGAUUAUGUCACUUCCCUUUUGAUUCCCUCUCUGCUGUCAUAUUCAAAUCAUAAUAUAAUGUACCUGUUCAUAGACUCUGUUUCAAGUGGUGAACACUGAACAGCAUGCCCCUUUCUUUUCAGAUGCGUACACGGAUGACGACCUGAUGCUCUACUGGAAGAAAGGGAACAAUUCCCUGAGCACUGACGAAAAUAUCUCCCUCUCCCAGUUCCUCAUCCAGGAGUUCCAAACCACCACAAAACUAGCCUUCUACAGCAGCACAGGUACAGCACCGAAGGCUGACACAACACAUGCUGUUCACUGUGAUUUAUCAAGGUUGGGUUUCUGUUAUGCUAAUGAAAUGCAUGCACUGCAAUGGAUAUAACAUAUGUCAUAAUCUUAUCCUCUUCCCUCCAGGCUGGUACAACCGUCUGUACAUCACCUUCACCCUGCGACGCCACAUCUUCUUCUUCCUGCUCCAGACCUACUUCCCUGCCACUCUGAUGGUCAUGUUGUCUUGGGUUUCCUUCUGGAUCGACCGCCGGGCCGUACCGGCCAGGGUUCCUCUGGGUGAGUUAGCCCCUAGUAGUCCAAGAUUUUAGUCAACGCUUGUUCGAAGCUUAUUAUGAUUCUGUCUUCUACUGUAUUCAUGUUUCAUUAUUACAAAGCCUAAACACCGCUGAUAUUCUGCCUUCAGUAGCCUAUCCUGCUGUGUCCCUAAGUUUUAAUCUUUCUGAUCAGACAUUGUGUGUUGUACUGUGCUCCAGGUAUCACCACAGUGCUCACCAUGUCCACCAUCAUCACUGGAGUCAACGCCUCCAUGCCCAGGGUUUCCUACAUCAAAGCUGUGGAUAUUUACCUCUGGGUCAGUUUUGUGUUUGUUUUCCUAUCGGUGAUAGAGUACGCUGCAGUGAACUACUUGUCUACGGUGCAAGAACGGAAGGAAAAAAAGCUAAGAGAAAGGGUAAGUGCCAUUAUAAUAAUCCAUAGAUCCAAAGUGUCAGUUUCUCAGCCUGUAAAAUAUGCUCUGGGAAGAGUUUACCAUUCAAAUUCCUCUGGAAAAAGUGUAGGCUAGAUCUAUACAUUAUGUGCUUGUCAGAUGGAAAAUGUGAGUACUGUAGCUCUGUAUCUAACCCAAUCUCUGUGUCUGUCUACAGCUGCCCUGCACCUGUGGCAUGACCCACCCGGGCAUGAUGGGUAGCUACAGCGAGGAGGACGUCAACAACACGGGGAACUACGGCUGUAUGCUUGAGGAGAAUGGCGCCAUGAAGCAGCAGAGGAUGAUGGUCCAUCUGGACAUUGAGGAGAACGACCAAAUCACAGGACACGUGGGCUCCAGUGCCUACAGCAGCAUGUGGGUCGACACCCACGCCAUAGACAAGUACUCCCGGGUCAUCUUUCCUGGGUCUUAUACUCUGUUUAAUAUAAUCUACUGGUCCUGCUACCUC